CUACCCUGGGACCCACGGUCAACUCUGGACCAGCUCAGGGGAAAUAAAUUCUUUCAGAGCCUUUCUCCAGCAUUCCCAGCCCGGCCCUAAAACUGACCUGAACCAUUUGCCCUUUUAAGUGACGAUCCUACAUUCGUCUCUUCCAAGGACACGAGAGACUCAGGAGGGAUCUCGGCUCAGCUCGGGCCUCCUCACCCGGUAGCGGCCCGACCCGCGCCUCCACCCCCUCCACGCCCCGGGGCCAUGGGCCCCGGCUUCGGGCUGACGGGCGCUUGCCCGGCGCGGCUCCCUACCUGUCUCAGGCGGUUGCUGAGGUCUUGAAAACCGGAGUCUGCGAGGGAACCUGCUCCUCUGUUCUCAGCCCCCAGGACCCGCCCUCGGGGCACCCCAGCCUAGAAAAACGGGGACCAGGAGGUGGAAAGACCCCAGCCUCAAGGAGGCGGAGCCCAGCCAGGGUGGAAGGGCCACGGCCCCAGGGACACCCAGCUGGCCGGGUCCUGGAUCCAAGCCUUCGCAGUGGUUUCACUUCCAUUCUUGGGGGAGAGGGGGCGGGUCGGGCAGUAUGGCACUGGGGACCCGGAGAGACUAAGGUGGGGAGGAGGACAGGGCGAUGGGGAGGACAGGGUCCCCACCUGCACCAGACUUCCACCGAGAGACUGAAGCCUGGCAGAGGAGCCGGAGGAAGGGCAAUCCCAGCCUCUUGGUGCCGCCUGGUGGGGACAAGGAAGAAAGACAAGAGCAAGUGACCGUGGUAACAAGGGGAAGGUAACAAGGGAACUUGCAGGGGGGCAAUUGCUGCUGUCCCUCAGAGUGAGCUGGUGUGUGGCCAAGGAGUGACUCUAGCACGGGGUCUGCCUGAAGGGUACCACCCGCCAGUUCACCCAUUCUGCCCUGGCACCCUGGGCCCUGCCUCUCCCCCCUCUCCCCCCACCCACCAUGUUCUGUGCUCCUCCUGCUCUGAGCAGGGUUUCCCCCUCCAGAGUGCUGGGCUGGGCCUGAGUCACUUCCCGGGCAGCAUUCCGGGAAAGGAGGUGCAGGACCUGCAGUCACAAGGGACAGGCUCAGUCUGCAGUGCCGGCUCUCCAGGCCUUCCCAGAUAUAUCCCAUUUCUGGUCCAGGCUGUGAUUCCUCCCCUGGGUAAGGAGCCAUCCAGGAAGGGGCUCCUUUCCGGGUUGAUCUCCCAGAACCACGAGGAAUCCCAUCAUUCUGAAAUCCUCAUGGCGGAGGAGGGGGCCGUCCUCACCAGAAACCUGAAAGCUGCUGUCUCGGCCAUCCUCCAGGGCUACCGGGGCCCGCAGCGGCCAGUGACAGAUGCCAGUGCUGAGCUGCACACACUCUGUGGCUGCCUGGAGCUGCUCCUGCAGUUUGACCAGAAAGAGCAGAAGAGCUUCCUGAGGCCUCGGAAGGAUUACUGGGACUUCCUCUGCGCCACCCUGUGGCGACAGCGGGGUAGCACGGAGCCGGCCCGCUUCAUCCUCGCCCAGGACAAGUCAAAGACACCUCUGGCAAAAGGCCGUGCCUUCAUCCGCUUCUGCCUGGCCCAGGGACAGCUGGCCGAGUCCCUGCAGCUCUGCCUCCUGAACCCAGAGGUCACCAGGGACUGGUAUGGCCCCCGGAGCCCCCUGGUGUGCCCCGAGCUCCGGGAAGACCUCCUGGACUCUCUCUAUGCUCUCAAUGGGGUGGCCUUCGACCUGGACCUGCAGUGGCCGAACCUGGAUGAAGCCUGGCCCAUGUUCUCAGAGUCCUGUCACUCCAGUCCCAGACGGACCCAGGGAAGAAGACCCAAAAAGACCAAAGAUUCCCCAAAGCAGAUCCCAGCCACAUAUGGAGACCCCACAGGAGCCCAGCCAGAAGAGCCACACACUAGCCAAGCUGGUCUGCAAGCUGCGCCCAGGGAAGAUGGGUUAGCUGGACUUCCCGGGGCCUGGCAACCCAAGCAUCUUCUUCCCUUCGUGGAAAAGGAGAGAGAAGAUCCCAAGAGCCUCGGGCCCCCACGGAGCAUGCGGGAACCGGAGGGGAAGGAGCUUCAGCCAGCCCAGGAGAAGGGAGCCCCAAGAACUGGGGUCUGCCUGGAGAAUUCAACCUCCAGUAGCCAGGGACAGGGGGAAGGGACCAACAGAGCUCCGAAGGAGGUGAUAGGGACAGAGGCUGAGGGAAGAGGGGUUCUGCCCGGUGCAGAGGGGACCCACAAAGGGGAAACAGAGUGGGGUGAUGUCCACAGGCUGCUGGCCUCCAGCCCCACAGGGACAAUAGAGGACACAAUGUCAGGGAGCUGGCAGAAGUGGAAGGCAUCUAGCAUUGGGGGGAUGCCUGGGGUCCUACCGGACCUGGGAACAAAGGAAAACUCCACCCCAGAGAGACAGCAAGAGGAAAGGGGAGUGACCAGUGUGACCAGGAGGAAGGAGCCGGCAGAAGUGGCCUUGCAGGAUGUGGUCAAGAGCCUGAGACGUGAGCUCCGGAAGACCAAGGAGCAGGCCCGGCACCAGGAGCAGCUGCUGAAGGAGCAGGAAGGGGAGCUGAAGACACUGCAGGAGCAGUUCAGCAGGUGUCAGGAGGAGAGGGACCAGCUGCAGACAGAGCUUGAACAGAAGCAGCAGGAGGCUGAGAGGAGGAAUGCCAUGUAUGAGGAGGAGCUCGGAGGGCAGCAGGACCUGGUCCGCGCCAUGAAGAGGAGGGUGCUGGAGCUGAUUCAAGAGAAGGAUGACCUGUGGCAGAAAGCCCAGCAGCUGUCUUCCAUGGCCCCCGGAUGCUGUGUGGACUGCAGCAAGAUCUUUGGCCGGCUGUCUCGGCGAUACCCGUGCAGGCUCUGCGGAGGCCUGGUUUGCCAUGCCUGCUCUGUGGAUUACAAGAAGAGAGAACGCCGCUGCCCUCCCUGCUCUGAGAAGGGAGAAGCUCAAUCCAGCUGACCGGCUCACCCAGGACGGGCCACCCACCCCACUCCGGUCACCUCCCUCCCCUCCACCCUUUCCAUUCCUCUUGUCUGACCAGUCCUGCCUUCUAGAAGGUGAUGACCUAAGACAGACAGCCCUUGUGCGCACCUGAGAGCGGAAGCAGCCGGCUGGCCGGCAGGAGGCGGGAGUGAGGAGGCCUGCUGGAGCCCUGCACCCCCCACCCACGAGCGGGGCGGCUUGACAAAGCCCACAGCUGUCCGUGCUUCUCCUGUCCGCGAGGGCGCCAGCCAUCCGCCUCCCUGAAGGCCUUCCAUGCUCAGAACAUCCUGGACCGAGAAGAAGACGCCUGGGCCCUGACGUGUCUGGGCAGCCCACCUCGCCAGCCACUGCUCACCUCAAGCAGCAGUGUCCUGUCUGGAGUCGGCUUUGAAGGUCUGCUUUGGCAAGGUUUCCUUUUUUACAGCUUUCUUGAGGUCCUAUGGACGUUGAACACACUUCACACACAUUGCACAACUGGAUGGGUUUUGACUUUAAUAUCCACCCAUGAAACCAUCACCAUAUUCACACUCAGGAGCACAUCCAUCAGCCCCAGACCUUCUUCAUGUCCUUUGUAAGCUCUCCUUCCCAAUCUCGCCCUCCCACUCCCAAGGCAAACCCUUACCUACUUUCUACCAUUAGACACUGGUUUUCCGGAAUUUUAUAUAAACGGAAUGUGGCAUGCA
Molecule: messenger RNA, 3613 nt
Organism: Mustela lutreola (European mink)
Lineage: Eukaryota; Metazoa; Chordata; Mammalia; Carnivora; Mustelidae
Gene: RUFY4
Product: RUN and FYVE domain containing 4
Exons: 13
Coding region: 1218-2906 (562 amino acids)
Biological process (GO): positive regulation of macroautophagy
Source: RefSeq, a predicted model, not a curated record